This is a messenger RNA of Acanthaster planci (crown-of-thorns starfish), 5159 nucleotides long. RefSeq lists its product as uncharacterized. Lineage: Eukaryota; Metazoa; Echinodermata; Asteroidea; Valvatida; Acanthasteridae. The record is from RefSeq and is a predicted model, not a curated record.
UGUACUUUGAUGGUUUCUUUGUCUCGCGAUUGGGCAGUAAAAUGGAUUCUAGGACCGGUGUCGAGCCGCCAGUAUCGGGGUUGUGACAACGGGCGUUAAGUCGCCCGCUUGCUGCGCACUAUACGUAAACCAUGGUACAAUGGCGCCAUAGCCGUACAGCUUUGUUCGACUACUGGCGCUACAUACAUGUACAUGUACAUGUACAUCAAGAAUCGACGUAGGCCUGCGUACUUGUACACGUGAAUGGACUCAACAUGCGGGGUCCCAGUUACUGUGUAGUGUGCUUUGCUCAGCGGCGGUGAUUGAAAAGCCUGAUAAACUGGUCACGUGUAUACAUGUACGAUGUACAUGUAGGGUUCAUUUUCAGAUCGGAUCCGCAACACGAAGCCCGCCCAGGGAUCAUUUUCUGUACUAUUCUACACCAUGGCUUGUGUCUGUUGCAGUGCGGUAGCCAUGCAUGACCUCAGCGAAGGCUUGUGGAGUUAGCUCCAGCUGUUGGAAACGAGAAAAUUCAGUGAUGAAUUACAGCUCUAGGGCAACCCUUGGACACCACUGCCCCAUGAUGUACCUGCUUGGUGUACUGGGAAAAGUCCCUACUGAGAAUUUGAGGGCACCCUUAUAAGGACUGAUGUCUUCUGACACUGCUCCCCAUGUGCACUUUUCAAACACUUUACCACGUAAAGGACAGAACAGAAAGGGAACCAAGGAUGUUUCCCUAUCCUUUAUAGAUGUUCUGAGUCACCAAUGGUUACCACCACUCUGGUCCAAGCAGAGGUUGUACCGGUACGAGUUGGCUGUGAGACGAGAGCAACAUGGAAGUGGGAAGGAGCAAGCCCAGUGGCCAAGAUGCCGCCCAAGAUGGAGCGACCAGUAAGAGCAGCUCAGAGAAGGCUGAGGAAGAGCGGAACCCAGCCAUGAAUAUUGCAUCAUCAUGCCAGGAGCAAGUAAGGGAAGGAGCCUCUGAUUCUGCUGCCAAGAUCACCACAAAUACUCUGCUCAGACAGCAAUCCAAACAUGACACAAACCCUCAGUUGGGCAUUGACACUCAGAAAAUGCCUGGUUCUCAUCAGACGCACAUAGUACCCUUGAGCAGAUACAUUGUUGGUCAAGGCACCAAGCAUACACCGGCAUCUGUUAGUGGUGCUUUUGGCACUUUGGUGACAAGCACUUCAAAGGAGAAACCUGUUCCAGCUGUACUGAUAAGACAAGGAGGCCAGCCUGAUAAACUUGUGCUUAUGCAAAUACAUCCAUCGGGAGCAAGAGUCAGUGUAGCAUUACCCAGAGGAAUGAGUUGGUCAGUCGAACCAGUGAAGCAAAAUGUGAGAAGAUGUCAAGCUCAACCGUAAGCUGUAAUGAGGAAACCAUUGACAGGGGAGGAGACAGUAAGUCCUCUUCCUGUUUGAAUCUCUCAACCUCAAACAUUGUGGAUGCAGAAGUGGCAAAUCUCCAAGAAAAAGAUCCAGUCAAAUCAGUUCCACCAGUCACCAGUCAGCAGAUUACCAAGACCUUGGAUGAGCGCUUCUUAGGUCAUUUGGGUCUGAGGAAAAUUGACAAAGAGUGUCAACAAGGUGGUUCGAAAACAGAGAAUGCUGCAAGCAAGAAAGAUUCAGGCAAGGAGUACAUUGGGAUUGGAGUAGAUCAGCAAGGAGGUGCUGGUGGAAGUAUGUCAGGGGAUGGCCAGAACUCCAAGGAAGAUUCUGAUCUACAGGUGAAGGGUUCAUCAAGGCAAGCAUCUCAACCAAAGGUUCUACCAGCCAGCCAACCACUGAAGGCUGUCUCCGAUGUAUCAAAGUUCUCCACAAUUAAAGUGAUCAGUCCCGUCGGUGAAAACAGCAGCCUAGCAGAGCUAGACAUCUCUGGUAUGAACAAUGGGAUCAGUAAAGAUGGCCAGGGUGCUAGUAUUCCAAGCAGUAAUUCACUUUCAAAUCCUGUGAAAAACUCGCCAAUCUACAUCAAGGUCAAACUGGAGGAGAAGGACGUUACAGUCAUUUGUUGCCCUGUUGCACUGUUGCUGCAACACAAAGAGAUCCUAGAUGUGACUUUGCAGGCCAACGAUCCAAACAGCUACUCCAUCACAUGCCGCAAAUGUUCACAUGUGGUCUCUGAUCCCUACACCAUGCUGCAGCACCUUAAAGUACAGCAUCAGAUUCAGGGGUGCCUGCAGAAGCUUCUGAAUCUGAAUAGUCAAUACCUGAGCUGCAUGAGCCAGCCAUUGUGUGUAAACAUUACUGGUGUAUUGACUCUACCCGAUGGUCUCUCCGACAUGGAGCAAGGUAUUAUACGCUUUAACAGCAUGGGCAUCCCGAAACUGAGUUUUGUCUGUCGGCUCUGCCCACUGAGCUUCCACACUGCAAGGGGACUUUGUGCUCACCACCAGUAUUUCAUCAGGUCCAGGAGCCAACAAACCAGUGACAACUCUAUGUGGUUCUGUAGACUGUGUCCUCGGCAGUUCCAGAGCUUUAUGGACUACUAUGCCCACCACAAAUGGAUGCGUGUGGCCAAAGAAUUGUUUGUCAGCACAGACCAAGUCAACAAGAGGAAGAGGUUUGAAGUCAUGAAUGAGUCGGGAAAGGUGGUAGCUAGCAUGGAAGUCCCAAAGACUCACAGCUUUGCUAUCAAGCCAUGGCCAGUAACUAACCCUGAUUCCUGUGAGGACAUCGGCUGGGGCCACAAACCAAGUCUAAAUGACAGAGCCCCUCAAGGUAAAGUGGAGCCACUUAUCCCAGAAGCUGAUGAUCAGGCAUUUUACAUAGAUGCUGGGACUCCAGGACCCAGCACAAUCACUCUGGUGUCAACUCCAGAUGGGAUUAGUUCUAAACAACCAGAUGAAGCAGACAAAGGAAAAAGGAUGACUCCCCCUCUUUUUCAGACCCUGGACAGUCUGUGUCGGAGGCUUGCCCAAAGAGUGGACACCUCAACCGGCUUGGACAAAGUGAUCUCCGUAGGGGACAAGCAGAUUGACGAAGACCACGAAUAUCUCUGUGGUAUAUGCCACAAAACCUUCCCUAGAUUGCCUCAGAUGCAAGGUCACAUGGGAAGUCAUGUCAGGAGGCGCCGGGCCAACAAGUAUGCACCCCCUCCCCCUGUUGCUGUUGCCUCCUCCCCAGCUGACCCACCUAGUGUUGAGCGAGCCCCUACAGUUGAGCCUCUUGACGUGGAAUAUAAAUGUGGCGUCUGUAGUGAGACCUUCCCCAAGCUGGACCAGAUGGAGAUCCACAUGGAAUGCCACAACAGGCCACAUCAGACCACCCAACCACCAGUGAAGUCACCACCAAUGAAGUCCCUGGACACCCCUUUUCUUGAGACUGUUAAGUUGAUGUCACUGACUUGUGACAUCUGCCACUGGAGCUUCCCUACAGAGCGUAAACUAUGGGAUCACAGGAGCACUCACGCUCAGAAGAAGACAGAAGAGACAGGGUCCAGCAUGUCUUCAAGAGCCUCCGGAGGUAUUCAAAGGAAGACCCUGUAUGUCUGUGUGUACUGUAAAAAGUCAUUUGCCAGAGAAGUGAAUUUGAGGUUUCAUUUGAAGAAGCACAGUACAGAGGUUGCUGAUGAGUCCAGUCAGACAACUGGAAACGUCUUGACCAGUCCAGACAUGCAGGCCCAGCAUGCUUGUUCUGUUUGUGGCAGAGCAUUUCGCUCACACAGGCAGCUUAGAAGUCACAUGGUUUGGCAUGCCAAAUUCCAUAAAGGAGCAGAUAAACCGCCAGUCUCCCUUGUGGAAGCAGGUGGUGCUUCCAAGAAGUCACUUGUGUGCAACACCUGUGACAAAGUAUGCUGCUCUGAUUGGGAACUGCGACUUCACAAGAAGAAGCAUGCCUCACCAAAGAGGUUGCUUGUCAGACACACCUUAGCCAAUGAAGAUUCAGACCCGGCAAAGAAAAGGACCCUCGCACAGCGGGCUUGCAAUCUGAAUAACAAGGAGGGAGUGUCAGAUACAGCGGCGCCAGGAAGCAGUACACUGAGAAGGUCCACCAGACCAAGGAGAGAGGGCCUGUACAAGUACUUCUGCAGGAACUGUCGUAGUUAUUUCCAAUCAAGUCAGCAGUUUGCAAGACACAUGGCUGUGCAUACGAACAUGGCUGGCCCAAGCCACAGGACAUCCCCAGGCAGUCCUUCAAACAAAACCAGAGGUUCAGAUAGUGGCCAAGUGCUGAUGCAAAAGCAGAGUGAUGGUGAUGUAAGUGAUGAUUCAGGUGGUGGGAUAGAUAUGAGUUGGUCACCAUCGCCAAGUUCAGCCGAUGAGCAACCCCCACCAAUUGACAAACUUGGCUCAGACACCAGUGAAAUACUUACAGAUAAAAAGGUCAGUGAAGAAAAUGAGAACUGUGUAACCACUGAAGAUUCAGGUCCAGCAGUAGAGGAUACAAGUCAGAUAUUGAAAGAGACUGCAGCUGAUGAACAAUCCCCACAUAGCAGUGCCAAACCAACUGAAAAACAAAACACAGAUCCUGUUAUGAGCUCCGCUGUUUGCAAAGGAGCAAGUGCUGAGAUGAAGGAAAAAAUACUCGCUUUGAAUCAAGGUGAAGCAGCUGAGGAACAGUCCGUACCACUCUGCUCAGAUUCAAAAGUUUGCGAGGAUGUAGAUGUACUAAUGACUGCUGCAAAUCAGGUGACAGGUUCAAACAAGUCUUCUGCAGGAUCUGAAGGUCUCAAAAUACUCUCGCAGAGCAAGAAACUAUCUGCAAACUCCUCCAUUUGGGAUGGCAUCAUGCCUAAUGUUGAGACACAGCCAAAAGCACCAUCAAUAGUGCUCUUGGAGGAUUGCCAAGUAAAGAAACAAGACAGAGAUCUGAAAACUCAAACCCAAACCACAGUUUAUGAGAACUCCAGUUCAGUCAUGGUGAGAGUGAGCCCUGAAGGAAGCAGAAUUGCUCCCGAUGAGCAGGCAUCUGAGACUAAUGAAGCCCAUCUACAGACAGAUGAUCAAUCUGGAAAGGAGCUCUCUACUGAUGCCUCUUGUCAAAACACUGUGGAUGACACGUCUAAUACUGUGACACAAAAGAAAGACAAAGGAAGUGGACUAAUUUCAACUGAAGAAUGUUCAGCAAGCCCCUCAUUCAAUAAGGGGCAUGUUGAGGCCACAGAAAGACCAGUGCAGAAAAACAUUGGGGGCCCACCCAGUACUUCCUGAAGACGUUGCUACAACAAUGAAACAG